Molecule: messenger RNA, 7430 nt
Organism: Hypanus sabinus (Atlantic stingray)
Lineage: Eukaryota; Metazoa; Chordata; Chondrichthyes; Myliobatiformes; Dasyatidae
Gene: abca4b
Product: ATP-binding cassette, sub-family A (ABC1), member 4b
Exons: 51
Coding region: 179-7423 (2414 amino acids)
Biological process (GO): lipid transport; transmembrane transport
Cellular component (GO): membrane; intracellular membrane-bounded organelle
Molecular function (GO): ABC-type transporter activity; ATP binding; lipid carrier activity
Source: RefSeq, a predicted model, not a curated record
UUAAAACAAGCAGAUUACAUUUGAGCUGUGCAGUUUGGCGCAGCACCAUCAUUAGGUCUCGUGUAGAAAUGUAUUCUCUAAAGAAGAGUUUGUUUCCCCUGGAUAUUUCCUCCAAAUGUCAUUUCUCUGUCUGAGAAGUGCAUAUGCUAAAUUACUGUAGUGGGAGAGGGGCAGAAGAAUGAGCUCCUCCAAUCAAAUCACUCUCCUGCUGUGGAAGAACUGGACCCUCAGGAAGAGACAAAAGCUUCGCUUCCUGGUGGAACUUGUUUGGCCUCUCUCUCUUUUCCUUGUUUUGGUUUGGCUGCGGAAAUCAAAUCCUCUCUACCAGCAACAUGAAUGCCAUUUUCCCAAUAAAGCAAUGCCCUCUGCGGGAAUGCUGCCAUGGUUACAGGGAAUUUUCUGUAAUCUCAACAACCCCUGCUUCCAGUACCCUACUGAUGGAGAAUCCCCUGGUGUGGUUUCAAACUACAGAAAUUCCAUACUUUCACGUAUAUAUGCGGAUGCUCAGGAGCUGCUGGUUAAUAAACCUGAAAUUCAUAAACUACGCGUAAUCUGGGAUGACGUCUGCUUUCUAUCUGACUUCAUGGAUAUUCUCAGAACCAAUCCGAGGAGAGUUGCAGGGACAGGUAUUCGUAUCAAAGACAUUCUGAAGGACGAUGAAACCCUGACCUCAUUCCUACUCAAAGAAAUUGAGCUUUCCGACUCUGUUGUGCACCAGUUGAUCAAUGCCCAAGUGCGACCUGAGCAGUUUGCUUAUGGAGUCCCAGAUCUAUCCCUUAAGGACAUAGCCUGUAGCCAGACCCUCCUUGACCGCUUCAUCAUCUUCUCCAGUCGGCGAGGUCUCCGCACGGUCCUGAACGGGAUGUGUGCCCUCUCCCAGCAACGGCUCCAGAGAGUAGAGGACGCGCUUUAUGCAAGCGUGGAUUUCUUUAAGCUCUUUCAAGUGCUUCCGAAAGUGCUGAACAGACAUGCGAGUGGAAUAGACGUGCACUCUUGGAUAAGGAUUUUAAAUGACGCGUCAUCCGUCCUGGAAGAGUUCACUGCUCGGGACAGUGUUCAAGAUCUACAACAGGUUGUUUACCCGUUGUUUACUGAGGGUGGUCCUGCGUCAUUCAGUCAACUGAUGGACCUGUUAUCGAGUCUAAUCUGUGGCUAUCCUGAGAAAGGAGGCUCCAGGGUUUUCUCUUUUAAUUGGUAUGAAGAUAACAACUACAAGGCUUUCCUGGGAAUUAAUAACACAAAGAAAGAGUCUAAGUAUAUGUAUGAUUAUGCAACAACUCCCUUCUGUAAUGCACUUAAUCAAAACAUGGAGUCCAACCCUGCAACCAAGAUAGUUUGGAACGUUAUGAAGCCAUUACUAAUGGGCAAGGUUCUGUUCUCUCCAGAUUCUCCUGCAACACGACAGCUGAUGAAAAACGCUAAUGUCACCUUUGAGGAACUGCACAGGCUUAAGCAGGUUGGGAAGGUGUGGGAGGAGGUGAAGUCUCAGCUUUGGAACUUCUUCCAAAACGGUGUGCAAAUGAACAUAAUACGAGAUUCAAUAAAAAACCCCACUGUGACAUAUUUCAUAAACAGGCAACUGGAAGACAUGGAUGUGACUGCCAAUGACAUCAUAAACUUCCUAAACAACAGACCAUUCACUGAUAGUACAGAUGGAACGCCAAUCUUUACCUGGCAGAAUAUUUAUAAUGUAACUGAUCAGAUCCUCACCACUUUCAAUAACUAUAUGGAGUGUUUAAACCUGGAUAAAUUCGAAGGCCACUUGGACGAAGGGCAGCUCACCCACAGGGCACUUUACCUUCUGGAGGAGAACAAGUUUUGGGCAGGGAUUGUGUUCCCGGACUUGCACCCGUGGUCAAACAAGCUUCCAACUCAUGUCAAGUAUAAAAUCCGGAUGGACAUUGAUGCGGUGGAGCGAACAAAUAAAAUAAAAGACCGGUACUGGGACCCAGGACCCAGAGCUGACCCAAUAGAGGAUUUGCGUUACAUCUGGGGAGGUUUUGCUUACUUACAAGACAUGAUUGAACAUGGAAUUAUCAGGACCCAUACCAACACCGAGGUCCCAUCGGGAAUCUAUGUCCAACAAAUGCCAUAUCCCUGCUUUGUUGAUGAUAUCUUCAUGCUAGCACUGACUCGUUGCUUCCCGAUGUUCACGGUGCUCUCCUGGAUUUACUCCGUCUCCAUGACCGUGAAGAGUAUCGUCCUUGAGAAGGAGCUGAGGCUGAAAGAGACCCUGAGAAUCAUGGGAGUCACCAGCUGGGUGCAUUGGGUCACAUGGUUCAUCGACAGCUUCCUCAUGAUGGCAGCCAGUACAGUGCUGGUGACUGUGGUGAUCAUGAGAGGAAACGUGCUGCACUACAGCAACCCCUUCCUCCUCUUCGUCUUUCUCCUGGUCUUUACCGUAGCCACCAUUAUGCAGUGCUUCCUGCUGAGUGUGUUCUUCUCCAAGGCAAACGUGGCUGCUGCUUGCAGUGGGAUCAUUUACUUCAGCCUCUACCUGCCUCACAUUCUCUGCUAUGCUUGGCAGGACAGGAUGACCAGAAAUAUGAAGUUGAUAGUGAGCCUGUUGUCUCCAGUGGCCUUUGGGUUUGGAUCGGAGUAUCUAUCCCGUUAUGAGGAGCAGGGUGUGGGUCUACAUUUGGGCAAUAUCCAUGCCAGUCCUGUUGAAGGGGACGAGUAUAGUAUGCUGCUCUCCAUCACAAUGAUGCUGUUCGACGCAUUUCUGUACGGAAUUCUCGCCUGGUACCUUGAUGCCGUGUUUCCAGGCCAGUACGGAGUACCAGCACCCUGGUAUUUUCCACUGCAGAUUUCUUACUGGGUUGGUGCUGAAAAGCCCCAAGCCGCAGCAGAAGACAAAAAUGAAUUGAAAGAAGCUGUGAAAGAGCCUGAGAAGGUGGAGAAGCCUGUGGAGGCAAAGGAAGAGAAGCCAGCAGAGAACACAGCAGAGCAAGCGGCAGACAAGCCCGGGGACGGCAAGAAGAUUUGCAAACUGAAGGAAAAAGAGGUGAAGGAGCAGCUUGAGAAGGAGAGGCAGGCGAAGGAGAGACUUGAGAAGGAAAAGCAGGAGAAGGAAAGGCAAGAGAAGGAAAAGCAGGAGAUGGAAAGGCUGGAAAAAGAAAGGCAGGAGAAGGAGAAGGAGAAGGAAAAGGAAAAAAUCAACCCUGUGACAGCAGCAAUGGCAGGAAACCCCCUCUAUGAAUUGGAGCCUUCGAGUCUGACUCUGGGAGUGUCCAUUCAGAACCUGGUGAAGACUUUUGGUGAGGGACAGAAGCCAGCCGUAGAUGGGCUGAGCAUUAACUUCUUUGAAGGGCAGAUCACUUCCUUUCUGGGUCACAACGGAGCUGGAAAAACCACCACAAUGUCAAUGCUGAUCGGUUUAUUUCCACCCACAUCCGGUACUGCAUUUAUUAACGGCAAGGACAUCCGCACAGAAAUUGAAGCUAUUCGACAGGACAUCGGCAUAUGCCCCCAGCACAACAUCUUGUUCAAUAAUCUAACGGUGGCAGAGCACAUCUUAUUUUACACUCAACUCAAAGGCCACGCAGCUGAAGAAGCAGAAAAGCAGACAGAAGUAAUGCUGGAUGAAAUUGGAUUGAUUCAUAAAAGAGACGAGUUGGCUCAAAAUUUAUCAGGUGGAAUGCAGAGGAAAUUGUCAGUAGCCUUAGCAUUCAUCGGGGGAGCGAAAGUGAUAAUCCUGGAUGAGCCAACGUCUGGAGUAGAUCCGUAUUCCAGGCGAUCUAUCUGGGAUCUCCUACUUAAAUAUCGUUCAGGAAGAACGAUCAUCCUCUCCACACACCACAUGGACGAAGCUGACCUCCUCGGCGACCGAAUCGCCAUCAUCUCCAGGGGGAAGCUGCAGUGCUGUGGCUCCUCAUUAUUCCUGAAGAACAGCUUUGGCUCCGGUUUCCACCUCACCCUGGUCCGCAGCAUGAGGAAAGUGAAGCGACAGAGACAAGAUGCAGCGCCGACCUGUGCCUGUGAACCAGGCUGCAGCUGCUCCUGCUCCAAUUGCUUCCCCAUCGAUGAGACUCUCCCAGAAGAAGAGCCAGAUGGUGACGUAGACACAUUAACAAAGCUCAUCCAGCACCACGUCCCCGAGGCCCAGCUAAUAGAGAACGUUGGCCAAGAGUUGUACUACCUGCUCCCCAGUAAAGACAUCAAACACCGUGCUUAUGCCAGCCUGUUCCGAGAAAUUGAGGAGACGCUGCAAGAUUUAGGCCUCAGCAGCUUUGGGGUAUCUGAUACCUCACUGGAGGAGAUAUUCCUGAAGGCUACGGAAGAUGCAGCUCUCAAAGCAGGCUGUGUGAUCCCAAAAAAAUCAAACACAGGCAUUGAAGAGGAACAGGAAGCAACAGUUGUCAAUAUUGAAGCAAAGGAUGCAGCCAGGGGGCAGUCCCAGAACAGCCAAGCUGUGGAGAACACGCAGAACGCUGCAUCCGCUUCUGAGGCGAAAGCCAGCGGGCAGCCGGCAGUGGAGAGCUCGGGUCCAGCCCCUGCCGAGGUGCCGUCCAACCCCACCGACCAGCCGCCAGCACCAGGGAGUGGCGGCAAGGGCUCCAGGCAAAUCAAAGGCACAGACCUUCUGAAGCAGCAGUUCAAGGCAUUGUUCAUCAAAAGGUUGAACCAUGCUACCCGCAGUCAGAAGGAUUUCGUGGCACAGUUUCUUCUUCCUGCCAGCUUUGUGCUUUUGGCUCUUUUCUUCUCGCUUAUAAUCCCUCCAUUUGGAGAGUAUAAAAGUUUAACGAUCCACCCAUGGAUGUAUGGUAAACAAUACACCUUCUUCAGCAAUGAAUUCCCGUCUGAUAAGAAGCUGAGCCCGAUGACAGAGGUCCUGGUGAACAAGCCUGGAUUUGGGACUCGGUGUAUGAAGGACAACCCCAUCGAGAGCUACCCCUGCAGUAACCACUCCAGCAACUGGGAAACCCCUCGAGCUGACCUCACGGUUGUCAACCUGCUGAAAUCCCCUUUUUAUUCCAAAAGCAACCCUUCGCCACCAUGCCAGUGCAGCACGAAAAACCGGCUCAUCAUGCUUCCUGACUGCCCCCCAGCGGCCGGAGGCCUUCCUCCACCGCAGAGGGUCCAGAACUCGACAGACAUUCUGCAGAAUCUCACUCAAAGGAACAUAUCGGAUUUCCUGGUUAAAACGUACCCCAAACUGAUAAAGAGCAGCAUGCAGAGCAAGUACUGGGUGAACGAACGCAGGUAUGGCGGCAUCACCAUCGGAGGAAAACUUCCAGGCCUACCCGUCAACCAUAAACAGAUAAGCAGCUUUUUCUCCCAGCUGGGCCGCCUGCUGAAUAUCACUGGGGGCAAUACUACACAGAUGGUGUUUAGCAAUCUGAAUGACUUCCUUAAGUAUUUGGAGACUGAAGAAAAUAUCAAGGUGUGGUUCAAUAACAAAGGCUGGCAUGCCAUGGUUGCCUUCAUGAAUGUAGCUAACAAUGCAAUUCUUCGGGUGAACCUUCCCAAGCAACAUCACGCAGAGGACUAUGGCAUUACCGUCAUCAAUCAUCCGCUCAACCUCACAAAGGAGCAGCUUUCAGAGGUGACAGUCCUUACUACUUCAGUGGACGCAGUGAUUGCAAUCAGCGUGGUCUUCGCCAUGUCAUUUGUCCCAGCCAGCUUUGUGAUCUACCUGAUACAGGAGAGGGUCUCGAACGCGAAGCACCUGCAGUUUGUCAGUGGAAUGAGCUCAACCACCUACUGGGUGUCCAACUUCCUUUGGGAUAUGUGUAACUACUCAGUGACUACAAUAAUGGUAAUCCUGAUCUUCAUUGGCUUCAGGAAGAAAGCCUACACCUCUUCACAAAACCUGCCUGCAUUUGUAGCUCUGUUACUGCUUUACGGGUGGGCGGUGACCCCCAUGAUGUACCCAGCAUCGUUUGUGUUCAGUGUUCCCAGCACUGCCUACGUGGCUCUGUCCUGCAUCAAUCUCUUCAUCGGCAUCAAUGGCAGUGCCAUCACGUUUAUUCUCGACCUGUUUGAAAAUAGCAGGGGUCUCCAAAUGUUCAAUUCAAUGUUAAAAAAUGUUCUGCUAGUAUUUCCACACUUCUGUUUGGGAAGAGGUUUAAUCGACAUGGCUAUGAAUCAGGCAGUGACUGAGGUAUACGCAAGGUUUGGUGAAGAUUUUUAUUUUAACCCAUUCCACUGGGAGUUCAUCGGCAAGAACCUUACAGCUUUGGCGAUCGAGGGAGUUGUGUACUUCACUCUGAACCUCCUCUUCGAACACCGCUUUUUCCUCAGCCACUUGCCAAUAACUCUCAGCAACUUGCCUGCCAUUGAAGAAGAUGAUGAUGUGGCAAAGGAGCGUGAAAGGAUUCAGACCAAAGUCAAGUAUGACAUACUGAAAAUAAAGGAACUGACCAAGUAUUACGCAGGGAAAUCCCAGCCGGCUGUUGAUAGGAUCAGUGUAGGUGUUCGGCCUGGAGAGUGCUUUGGGCUUCUGGGUGUCAAUGGUGCUGGAAAAACAACCACCUUCAAAGUGCUGACCGGGGACAUACAUCCCACAUCGGGUGAAGCUUCGAUCGCAGGCUACAGCAUUCUUACCCACAUUGAAGACGUUCACCAGAACAUGGGAUAUUGCCCUCAGUGUGAUGCAAUCGAUGACCUCCUUACAGGCCGCGAACAUCUCUUGCUCUACGCUCGUCUGCGCGGUGUUCCGGAAGAUGAGAUCGACCAGGUGGCCAGCUGGGCAAUUGAGAAACUGGACCUCACUGAGUAUGCAGACCAGACAGCUGGGACAUACAGCGGGGGCAACAAACGCAAACUCUCCACGGCCAUUGCCCUCAUCGGCUGCCCUCCGGUGGUGCUGCUGGAUGAGCCAACUACUGGGAUGGAUCCAAAGACUCGGCGAUUCCUCUGGAACUGUCUGCUUGACAUUAUCCGAGAAGGAAGAGCUGUGGUGUUGACCUCACACAGCAUGGAAGAAUGUGAAGCACUCUGCACGCGAUUGGCCAUCAUGGUGAACGGCCAGUUCAAGUGUCUUGGCACCAUACAGCACCUGAAGUAUAAGUUUGGGGACGGUUACGUGGUGACACUGAAGAUUAAAGGUAGUAAGCCUGGAGCUUCACCUGACCUGAAUGCAGCAGAAACUUUUAUCAAGAGCAACUUUCCAGACAGUCUGCAAAUAGAGAAGCAUCACAACACCAUCCAGUACCAGCUGUCUUCAUCAUCAUUAGCCAAAAUCUUCCAGUUACUGAUCUCCAACAAGGAGCAGCUGAGAAUAGAUGAAUAUUCAGUCUCCCAGACAACUUUAGACCAGGUAUUUGUGAACUUUGCCAAACAGCAAACAGCUGAGGAAGAAAGUCUCGCUCUCCACCCACGUGCAGCUGGGGCCAGGCGGGAGGUGAAAAUAACACCGGCUCCGGUUGAAAGCACUCCCAACUCUGCUGCCGCCGAGACGAAUCUGGAGAAGAAGUCUUGAGGAAGUG